Molecule: messenger RNA, 1719 nt
Organism: Penicillium odoratum
Lineage: Eukaryota; Fungi; Ascomycota; Eurotiomycetes; Eurotiales; Aspergillaceae
Product: alpha-keto acid decarboxylase family protein
Exons: 4
Coding region: 1-1719 (572 amino acids)
Molecular function (GO): carboxy-lyase activity; magnesium ion binding; thiamine pyrophosphate binding
Source: RefSeq, a predicted model, not a curated record
AUGGCAUCCACCGACAUUGCUACGCAGGAGCUAAAGAACCCCAUCGACGUGGCAGAAUACCUGUUCCGACGCUUGCAUGAGGUUGGAAUUCGCGCUGUUCACGGAGUCCCCGGUGACUACAACCUUUCUGCUCUGGACUACCUGCCUAAGUGCGGACUUGACUGGGUUGGGAACUGCAAUGAGCUGAAUGCCGGUUACGCCGCCGAUGGUUAUGCACGCGUUAAAGGAAUUAGUGCUGUGAUCACUACAUUCGGCGUCGGUGAGCUAUCUGCUCUCAACGCUAUUGCAGGCGCCUACUCAGAGUUCGUCCCUGUUGUACACAUCGUCGGUCAGCCAACCACCCAGUCGCAGAAAGAUGGAAUGCUUCUUCACCACACCCUCGGUAAUGGAGACUACGAUGUUUUCACAAAAAUGAGUGCGGGUAUUUCUUGCUACGUUGCCAAGCUGAAUGAUCCUCGCGAUGCUGCGACCCUCAUUGAUAGCGCGAUCCGUGAGUGUUGGAUUCGCAGCCGUCCUGUCUAUGUGACUCUUCCUACCAACAUGGUAAAUGCCAAGGUCAAUGGAGAUCGAUUGAAGACCCCCAUUGAUCUGUCAUUGCCCUCGAACGAUCCGGAGAAGGAGGAUUAUGUAGUUGACGUCGUUCUGAAGUAUCUUCAGAAAGCUGAUAACCCUGUUAUCUUGGUUGAUGCCUGUGCCAUCCGUCACCGUGCACUGAAGGAGGUGCACAAUCUCGUCGAAGUCUCCGGAUUGCCUACAUUUGUAACCCCAAUGGGCAAGGGUGCAGUAAACGAGACUCACCAAAACUUCGGUGGAGUCUAUGCUGGAGAUGGAUCUAAUGCCGGAGUGAGAGAGGUUGUCGAGUCCUCGGAUCUUAUCCUCAGCAUCGGAGCCAUCAAGUCCGAUUUUAACACUGCGGGAUUCACCUACCGCAUUGGACAGCUGAACACUAUUGACUUCCACAGCAACUAUGUCCGAGUGCGGUAUUCAGAGUACCCGGACAUCAACAUGAAGGGUGUUCUUGAGAAGGUUGUUCAGCGUAUGGGCAAGCUCAGUGCCACUCGCGCCCCUCCGAUGACCAACACUCUUCCCCAAAAUGAGAAGGACUCCAGUAGCCCCACUAUCACCCACGCGUGGCUUUGGCCGACAGUUGGCCAGUGGUUGAAGGAGAACGAUAUUGUCCUUACCGAGACUGGCACUGCCAACUUUGGUAUUUGGGAAACCCGUUUCCCUGCGAAUGUGACUGCGAUCAGCCAGGUUCUUUGGGGCAGCAUCGGGUACGCUCUGGGAUCCUGCCAGGGAGCAGCAUUGGCGGCCAAGGAACUGAAAAACCGUCGUACCAUCCUUUUCAUUGGAGAUGGUAGCCUCCAAUUGACUGUGCAGGAGCUCAGUACUAUGCUGCGCAACAAACUGAACCCCAUCGUCUUCGUCAUCUGCAACGAGGGCUACACCAUUGAACGAUACAUCCAUGGAUGGGACGCGAAGUACAACGACAUCCAGCCCUGGGAUCAUGUCGGUAUCCCCAAGGCCUUCGGUGCCGACGAAGGCUACAAGGGGUACCGCAUCAAGACCAGAGAUGAACUUCACAAGUUGUUUGCUGAACCUAGCUUCAACGAUUCUGACAGCCUUCGGCUGGUUGAGCUCUACAUGCCGCGCGACGAUGCCCCUGCUGCAUUGAAGUUAACUGCCGAAGCAGCGGCCGAGCGCAACAAGGCUACUUGA